AUGAAAUUGUUCCCAAAUUACAAUUUUGUUAUACGUUUUUUCCUACGUAACAAAAAUCUAGUUAAUUUUUCCUUUACGAGAAAUAAUUAUAAAAAUUUUAACAUUCAUAAAAAUAUAGUCCGUACCUAUGCAAAUGGACACCAAGGACCCUUAUCUACUGCACCUACUGCACCUACUGUACCACAAGUUCAAUUUGAUCCGCUGUCGAUGAAUCUUGCAGAACAACAAACAACAUACCUUCGUCGCAUGCAGAGUUAUCUUGAAUCAAACGAUCUUUCAUCCGUUGUACGAGAGUUUAUAAACUUAAAGAAUCAAAAUAUUGUACCAACUUUAGAAAUCUACCACGUUCUUUUAAAAUCAUGCGCAAAAACCUCUGAUUUACAAAGUGCCAUUCAGAUUAUCAACCAAAUGUAUUCCGACUCACAUCAGUCUUUUAUACCAACUAAAGAGACUUAUAAAUAUUUUUUGAAUGUAGUCGAAGCAUCUUCUGAUCAUUUAUUAACUAUAAAUGUUUUAAGAUCAAUUGCAAAUGGUCAAGUUCCUUUGGCUGCGUUAGAUUCUAAAACUCAAAGUUUAGCUGAUUUGCGACCAAUGAAUGUGGAUAUAGAUUUGGAAUUAUGGAAAUUAAUAUUAAGAUCCGUGACUACUGCACAUAAAAUUUAUACAACGCAAAAGAUGGAUUAUUUUGAGGAUGUGAAAGGAUUAUGUGAGACGUUCAUCGAAUCGUUUAGAGGUCCAUAUGAUGAAGAAACUUGGAGAUUAAUCAUACGAGCUUUAGGCUCAUUCCCUAAAGAAAAUGAUACAUUUCAAACAAUGUUACAAAGAAUUCAAGAUGAACAAUUAUUGACUUCGACAUUGUAUUCUGAGAUAAUAUGGGCUUUAUCACGAAAAUCUAACAUACAAUUAGCAAAAACAUAUUUAGAUCGAAUGAUUUCAAAAUUCAAUUAUACACCAUCACGUGAAGCUUUCUACGCAAUGCUUUCUUACUAUGCAGAUUUAGGUAGAUUUAAAACUGUUUCAAAUUUAGUAAAUAUAUAUGCACCUUUAAUUAAAGAUCCUCAACCACAAACAACGUCGCGACAAAAUUUGAGAGAUUUAUGGGAAUUUGACUUUUCAACAGUCUUGAUGCAAGCUUAUGUUCAAGCACUCUCUAAAUAUAUUUUGAACCAAAAAAAGUCAGAGGAUCAAACUGAUAGUCUUUUGGAUGAUAUAAUGAUCCCGAGAAUACAAAAGACAAUAGAACAAUUAGAUUUUUCAAAUGAUAAUUUUACGAAUAGUUCGUUUUAUUCUUCAUGGAAAGAAUUAGUUAACAGCCUUUCUAAACAAUCCUCAACACUAGACUCUAACUUUCCAAAAUUUCAUCGAGACCAUUACGACUUAAUAGUUAGAUUCAAUAUUUUUGCGAAUCAAGUUAGUCCUAAGGAAUUUCCAUUAGAUAAAAGUUUAGAAAUGUUAAAAAAUAUGAGAGGUGAAGGAAUGGAACCAACUUUUGAAACGUACCGAAUUGUUUUAGAAGGGUAUGCACAAUCGCCAGAAUUUCAGGCUGCUGAUAAAAAGUCAGUUAGCUUAAGAGUCGAGAAAGCUUUGGAAAUCUUUGAUCUGAUUAAAUUGGCAGGAUAUGACGUUGAUAAUAUUAAAGUUUUUCAACCAUUACUAGAAUCCUGUUUACUUCAACCUAGUGAUAAGGAAAAUAUUGUCAAGAAAACUGGACAACAAGAAGAGAAAAAAGAAUCGUAUAAUGAAAACAUUUCGUUACUUCGCAGUUCUCUAACACCAAAGAUCUUUGAAAUAGAAAAAUUAAUGAAAAAUUAUAAAGUAAAACAUACUCAAGCUUCCACAAUUACAUUAUUUCAACAAUUAGCUUCAGUAGGUGACUACAAGAACAUGUGGAAACGAUGGACCAAACUUUCAUUAAUGGGAUAUCGAAGAAACGAAGAAUUAUAUGAAACAAUAUUAAGAUUGGCAUCAAAGGACAAAAUUGAGUCCGAAUAUGCUAUAAACGUUGUUAGACAUCAGAUGAAAAGGGAAAAUCCGGAGGUUAAGCCUACAUUUGGAAUUUGGAAAGAAUUAAUGGAAUGUUGUGUAAAAUGUGAAGAUGGAUUGACAAUUAAAUACUUAAUUAACGAGAUCAAUCAAUUUAUUCAAGAGGGAAAUAAGUUUCGUGGAAAGACAGACAUUAAUAUUGCGAAUAAUGUUGGAAUGCUUAGAGAUGAUGCAAAUAUAAGACCCAAUGAAGAAGAUGUAAACUUUAAGCUACAUAUGUUAAUUUUAGAAACAUGUUUCCGAUUACCAAAAUUGCAUAAAGAGGGUGAAAAUUUGAUGAGUCAACUUUUAGAGACAAAGAAAAAAUUAAUCAAUUUUGAUUUUUGGAAGGUGGUCUUAAAUUAUUUGGUGAAGAGCUCUUUAACAGAUAGCUCGGAUAAUUUCAACAUUCACCAAACUUGGGAAAUGUUUGUAGAUUGGAGGAACGAACAUUUCGGAUUUGAUAAAGACUUGUCACGUGCAUUUUCGGUAUCUAAUUCACCUACCCCUCUCAUGACAACUACAAAAUCAUCAAUCAAGCAUUCUCCGUCACCCAGUUCUUUAAAUAAAUCUUCAUCUUCAUCAGAAACAAGUAUUACUAUAAAAUUACCACAUCCUCCAUAUCGCAUAAAAGAUAUUGAAAUUGGUUAUAUUUAUAUCAAAUAUUUAAUUCGUAAGAAAGAAUUUACGCUAUUUAAAGAAGUUUUAAACAAUUUGGUUUUAAAUUUUCAUUCACUCUCGUCACCAAUCACCUUUGAUCAUAAAUCCACAAAUCCUACGAUAGACUUUUCGCUCCUUGAUAUCAAUAUAUUAGAAGAAUUCGCUUAUAUAUCUUGGAAACAAAAUAAUUUCGAUAAUUUAAGGUGGUUGCAAAAAAAUAUUAUAGACAGAGUCAAUAUAGAUUCUUAUUUGAAUCCUUCUAAAAGUUCAGUCUUAAAUCAUAAUGUAGAAUCUGCUAAAUUAGAAAGUUUUAAAACACUUUCAAAAUGGUUAAAAAAUUGUAUGAAAAUGUCAACCGCUAAAGAUAAUUCACCUUCUUCAUCUACUGAG
Molecule: messenger RNA, 3072 nt
Organism: Dentiscutata erythropus
Lineage: Eukaryota; Fungi; Glomeromycota; Glomeromycetes; Diversisporales; Gigasporaceae
Source: the annotation of a GenBank genome assembly